AUGACGUCUACCUUCAAGGCAGGUCAUUUCCAGACUGUGGACUUCUCAAUUGCGGAUCAAGUCGUCAUCCAGGAUCAACUGUACGGCAGCCACACCGUUUCAGAGCCGGUACUAGUGGAGCUUCUCCGGUCUCCCGCGCUCACGCGCCUCGCCGGAGUUCACCAACACGGAAUAUCGGGUCUGCUAAACUUGACGCCAAGGGUCACUCGAUUUGAGCAUUCUGUCGGCGCUUUCCUUCUGGUGCGAUAUGUCGGCGCCGGUUUAGAUGAGCAGGUCGCCGCACUGCUUCACGACGUUAGCCAUACCACCAUGUCCCACGUCGUGGAUUUCGCGCUGUGCAAGCCAGGAGAAGGCAGCUUCCACGAGCAGCACAAGGACCGAUACGUGAAAACGACACAGAUACCGGACAUCCUCGCCAGACACGGCUUUGGGGAUCUGAAACCUUUGGACGAGGAACUGUAUCCGCUCGUGGAAAUGCCCGCACCCCACCUCUGUGCCGACAGGCUCGACUAUGGAUUACGCGAUUGCGUUGGUUUGGGCAAGAUGUCUUUUGAAGAUAGUCGGCGCAUUCUGGAGUCUCUCAAAGCUUUCCCUAGUGCCACCUCCCCAGAUCGCUUUCUUGUGCUUCAAGACGCACAACUAGCAUUGAUCCUAGCGCGGUCGUAUCAGACAUGUGACCGAGAUGUGUGGGGAAACCCGUCUCAUGGGGACUUGUACAUACGCACGGCGAAACUGAUGGCGUCGCUCAUUCGCAGCCGAAGGGUGGAGGAGGAGGAGCUAUGGACCCUGUCCGACGAAGCAUUUUGGGCCAAAAUGCGUCAAGCUGCCAAUGCUCAGGAGCAGGAUGCUAUGGAUCGGUUGGAGUCCGAGGGUCUUCCGGAUGGGAAGGGCUUGCUGAUUCCAAAGGGCGCAAAGAUUCGAACGCUGGACCCUGAUGUGUGCUCGUCCGCUUCUGACAAGGCCACACCUCUGUCUGUCCUGCUCCCUGAGUACGCGACCGAGAAACAGGAAUACAUUCGGGCCCGCCAAGCGAUCUAUGCGCAGAAUUAG
Messenger RNA from Pseudomassariella vexata, 1050 nucleotides. RefSeq lists its product as uncharacterized. Gene Ontology annotation, molecular function: dGTPase activity. The transcript has a single exon. The record is from RefSeq and is a predicted model, not a curated record. Gene Ontology annotation, cellular component: nucleus. Gene Ontology annotation, biological process: dGTP catabolic process. NCBI's taxonomy places the organism in Eukaryota, Fungi, Ascomycota, Sordariomycetes, Amphisphaeriales, Pseudomassariaceae. Bases 1 to 1050 code for a protein of 349 amino acids.